CCGGUCCCGGUGCCGGUCCCGGUGCCGGCAGGUGCUGGAGCGCUCCCGCGAUGUGGUGGACGAGGUCAGCGUCUCCCUGCGCCUCUGGGACACCUUCGGGGACCAUCAUAAGGAUCGGCGCUUCGCCUACGGCAGGUCGGACGUGGUCGUGCUCUGCUUCUCGCUGGCGAACCCCAACUCUCUGCGGCACGUGAAGACCAUGUGGUACCCCGAGAUCAAGCACUUCUGCCCCCGCACGCCCAUCGUGCUGGUGGGCUGCCAGCUGGACCUGCGCUACGCCGACCUGGACGCCGUCAACCGCGCGCGCCGGCCGCUGGCCAAGCCCAUCAAGCCCUCGGACAUCCUGCCGCCGGAGCGGGGGCACGAGGUGGCGCAGGAGCUGGGGGUGCCGUACUACGAGACCAGCGUGGUGGCGCAGUUCGGGGUGAAGGACGUGUUCGACAACGCCAUCCGCGCCGCGCUCGUGUCCCGCCGCCACCUGCAGUUCUGGAAGUCCCACCUGCGCAAGAUGCAGCGCCCGCUGCUGCAGGCGCCCUUCCUGCCCCCCCAAGCCCCACCGCCCCUCAUCCAGGUGCCCGACGCGCCCCCGGGCUGGGGGGGGGGCCCGGCCGCGCUGUUCCGGGCCCCGCUCUGCGCCGAUGUCGUGUUCCAGCUGCAGGGCGGGCACCGCGUCUUCGCCCACCGCGUGUUCCUGGCCACCGCCUGCUCCCGCUUCUACGACCUGUUCACGCUCGAGGGGCCGCCCGGGACCCCCGGCGAGGGGGACGGGGGCACCCGCGACCUGUCGGGGUGGGGCCGCGGGUUCCUGAGCCUGCGCUGGGAGGAGGUGCCGGAGCCGGCGGCGGGGCGGGAGCGGCGCAUGGCGGUGGUGGCCAUGGACCGGGCCGUGCGGCCGGAGCCGCUGCGCGCCGUGCUGGAGUACCUGUACACCGGGCGGCUGGAGCGGCCCCACGCCGACCUGCGCCAGGUGGGCGCCGUGGCCGAGCUGCUCGAGGUGUUCGACCUGCGCAUGAUGGUGGCCAACGAGCUCAACCAGGAGAGCUUCAUGAACCAGGAGAUCACCAAGGCCUUCCACGUGCGCCGCGCCAACCGCGUCAAGGAGUGCCUGGCCAAGGGCGUCUUCGCGGACGUGGUGUUCCGUGUGGAUGACGGGCUGGUGCCGGCGCACAAGCCGCUGCUCAUCGCUGGCUGCGACUGGAUGAGGGCCAUGUUCCGGGGGGGCUUCCGUGAGAGCUACGCCCAAGAGGUAUCCCUGCCCGGCACCAACUGCGCCUGCCUCCGCGCCGUGCUCGACUUCCUCUACACGGGGGUCUUCACCCCCACGCCCGACCUGGACGCCAUGGAGCUGCUCAUCCUGACGGACCGGCUGUGCCUGCCGCGGCUGCAGGCGCUCACCGAGCAAUACGCCGUGGACGAGCUGCUCCGAGCCUUCAUGCAGCGCGUGGAGAUCGACGAGCAGGUCAUCAUCUACCUGGAGAUGACGCAGUUCCACAACGCCCACCAGUUGGCCGCGUGGUGCCUGCACUACAUCUGCACCAACUACAACCGCGUGUGCCGCCGCUUCCCCCGCGAGAUGAAGUUCAUGUCCCCAGAGAACCAGGCGCACUUCGAGCGGCACCGCUGGCCCCCGGUGUGGUACCUGAAGGAGGAGGAUCUGUACCUGCGCUCCAAGAAGGAGCGGGAGCGCGAGGAGCAGCUCCAGCGCAAGCAGCACCCCCGCAGCAAGUGGUGCUUCUGGCGGCCCUCGCCCCCCGUGUCCUGAGCUGGGGACGAGGGGCUGGGACCCCCGCAUGGGGCUGGGGGGCUUGGCUGGACUGGGAGCCCCUGUGUGGGGCUGGGGGGCUCGGCCGGGCUGGGGGUCCCUGUGUUGGGCGGAAGGGCUCGAGGCUGGGACCCCCACAUGGAGCUGGGGGCUUGGAUGGGUUGGGGGUCCCUGUGCUGAGCUGAGGGGCUUGAGGCUGGGACCCUCACACUGGGCAGGGGAGCUCAGCUGGCCUGGGGGUCCCUGUUCUAAGUGAGGGGCUUGGGGCUGUGGCUCCCAUGCUGGGCUGGGGGGCUUGGCUGGGCUGGGGGUCCCUGUGCUGGGCUGUGUGGCUCAGGCUCGGGACCCCCACACUGGAAUGGGGGGCUCAGCCCCAGGGACUGCACACAGAACUGAAGGGCUGGGCCCUAUGACCCCCACCCUG
This is a messenger RNA of Corapipo altera (White-ruffed manakin), 2186 nucleotides long. RefSeq names its product rho-related BTB domain-containing protein 2-like. Gene Ontology annotation, molecular function: GTP binding; ubiquitin protein ligase binding; GTPase activity. The record is from RefSeq and is a predicted model, not a curated record. Gene Ontology annotation, biological process: proteasome-mediated ubiquitin-dependent protein catabolic process; regulation of proteolysis. NCBI's taxonomy places the organism in Eukaryota, Metazoa, Chordata, Aves, Passeriformes, Pipridae. Gene Ontology annotation, cellular component: cytoplasm.